CACCCUCAUUCUCAGAGGGCACACAGACACACACACACUCACACAUAUAUCCUCUCACAUACACACUCACAGCUGUUGAUGCGUUUCUCUCUGAUGAACGCCGGAGCAGCCGAGGAGCAGAGCCCACAGGAAUCUGGGAGAAUCUGCUGACUGCUGGCAGCUCGGCCAGAGAGCAUCUAUAUGGACAAUCUAGACGGACAAGUGGACCGACUGGUUUCAUGAUUGCAGCCUGGCUCUCAUUUUCAGUCAUUCGCAUCCCGCUCUUUCUGUCUCGUCUUUCACCGGCUUCUCUCUGGGACUCAGUGUUGGAAUUUGAGCACAGACAGCGAGCAGUGGAGGAAAAAUAGAGACAUGUGUUUUGCCCCAGCCGCCUACUACUACUGCCUGUUCUCUCCCAUUCACUGACCAAGGAGGAAAUACAAGGUGAGAGUCAGAGCGGCGGCCAUAGAGUGAACGUGUGAGGUGAAGCAGGCAUGAGUGCGGACGGCCAUCAGGGGGUGGUGACCACUCCUCCCCCGCCCAGUGGAGGGACUAAGGAGCGCUACUUCGACCGGGUCAAUGUCAAUGAUCCGGAGUACAUCAGGGCCAGGAACAUGUCCCCUGACCUCCGGCAGGACUUCAAUGUACUGGAGCAGAAGAAACGAGUCACGCAGAUCUUACAGAGCCCCGCCUUCAAAGAGGAGCUGGAGAGCCUCAUCCAGGAGCAGCAGAGGAAGGGCAACAACCCCACCGGCCUGCUGGCCCUCAGACAGAUCGCUGACUUCUUCAUGGCCAGCUCUGUGGCCGGCUUCAAUACCUCCCCCCUCAGUCUGGGGAUGGUCACACCCAUCAACGAUAUGUAUGGAGUGGAAUCCAGCACGAUGGUGAAAGGCGAGAAGCUGACACGCUGUAAAGUGGCCAGCCUCUACAGACUGGUGGACCUGUUCAGCUGGGCACACUUCGCCAACUCCUUCAUCACAGGUCGAGUCAGCAAAGAGCAAGACCACAUCCUCAUCAUCCCCAGAGGACUGUCCUUCGCUGAGGCGUCUGCAUCAAACCUGGUGAAGGUCAACAUCAUAGGGGAUGUGAUCGAUCAGGGCUCCACCAACCUGAGGGUCGACCCUGCAGGUUUCAGCCCACAUGCUGCCAUCUACUCAAUGCGUCCAGACAUCCGCUGCAUCAUACACGUGCACACUCCUGCCGCAGCUGCUGUGUCAUCUAUGAAGUGUGGCAUCCUGCCCAUCUCCCAGGAGGCAUUGAUCCUGGGUGAUAUCGCCUACUACAACUACCAGGGCAGCCUGGACGACCAGGAGGAGCGCAGAGAGCUGCAGAAGGCCCUGGGACCUACGGCGAAGCUUUUGGUGCUGAGGAAUCACGGUGUGGUUGCUCUCGGGGAGACCAUCGAAGAGGCCUUUCACUACAUCUACAAUGCCCAAUACGCCUGCGAAAUCCAGGUGAAUGCCAUCUCAUGUGCUGGCGGUGUGGACAACCUGAUAGUGCUGGAUCAGGAGAAGUACAAAUCACGAGUGUUCACCUUGGCCUCAAUGGCUUCCGUCAGCAUGGCCGGACAGUACAAAUGGAAGGUUGGCGAGCUGGAGUUUGAGUCUCUGAUGAGGAUGCUUGAUAACCUGGGCUACAGGACAGGUUACGCCUACAGGCACCCCAUCAUGCGAGAGAAGCCCAGGCACAAGAGUGACGUAGAGAUCCCCGCCACGGUCACAGCAUUCAUGUUCGAGGAGGACGGGGACAGCGGCGCCACAAGGAUGCCCUUCAAGUUCCUGCAGCAGCGGCAGCAGAGGGAGAAGACGCGCUGGCUCAAUUCCCCCAACAGCUACACCAAGGUCAGCGUGGAGGGCGGAGAGGAGCGCUACAACAGCAGGACAACCACGUGGAUGAAGGCGGAGGAAACAGGAACCCCAAUCCGAAUCGAGGACCCCAAUCAGUUUGUCCCUCUCAACACAGACCCCACUGAAGUGCUGCAGAAGAGAAACAAAAUCAGAGAGCAGAACCGCUUUGAUAUGACGUCAUCGGGGCCACGCUCUCAGCACCUUGCAGGCAUCCCUAUAGAUGAACCGCGACGGGAUCUGGUGCAGAUAAAAGUUCUGCCAUACGUGCCCACAGAGGAGGAGCAGAUGGCUCCCCUGCCUCCCAACCCCUUCAGUGAGCUGUCAGAGAAGGAGCUGAAGGAGUACUGCAAGAACGUGGAGAGGAGGCAACUUGGCCUCAGCGAUGGAGAGCACGAGCUAACCUCCGACGACGGCUCCACUCUCUCUCAGUCUCUGUCUCUCACCCAGUCUCCGCAAAGCACUCCAGCUAAAGAAGAUAACCACACGGGCCUGAUGAACGGCAAAGACGACCACGGCGACGUGGAUGAGGAGCUGUCCAAGCGCGUCAGCCAGCUUACCACCAGCGUGGAGAGCGUGGAGAUCACGGUGCGCUCCGGAGAGAAGAUUGAGGAGGCGCUGUCCCCCGAGAGCUCGCCCUCCAAGUCGCCCAACACCAAGAAGAAGAAGAAGUUCCGCACCCCGUCCUUCCUGAAGAAGAACAAAAAGAAAGAGAAGACAGAGGCCUGAGAGGAGCUGGGCAGCGGGGAGCGAGGCAGAAGAAGAAGAGAGGGGCAGCAGCCACCUUUUCUGUUUGUCUGUGUUUUUAUUUUGUCUUCGUUUUCAAUGUCCUUUUAUGUUUUUAAUUUUAUUUGAAUUUUUUUAACAAAAGGUUUUAUGUGCAAAAGGCAGAAUAAUUGAUUAGUUAAAAAAUUAAUUGGUUUGCAACAAAAAAGAAAUGUCUCUCCUUCUGCAAAAAGACGAGAAUGUUUUUUGGGAUGGGCGUAUGGGUCCACAAAUUAAAGUUGCAGCAGAUAUGGGGUGACUUUAGUGGGUGUUGGGUGUCUACACACCUGAUCACUCAUGCAGUACUCUAACAGGGCUCCUUGAAAGUCGUAAUGUGUCAUUUGAGGCCAUUUAGAUCCUGAAUAACUGGCUCCUCCUGUGUUGUUUCGCAGGCUGAAAAUAGAACUUGAAACCACCUCGCAUAUUUGUUGCUUCAAAAUCCAAUUUUAUUAAAUGGUUGGGUUGCAACACGAGUGCUGUACAACUGCACAAAAUGAAACUAAACCUUUUUUUAUUUAAAGACAUCCCCUGGUCUUUAAAGGUUUUGUUUUUACAUUCUGGUCACCUGACUCUGUAUAGGGAACUGAGAGGCCACGUGAAAUUUGAAGUCACACUGGAAAACUGGUCUCAGAAAAAACAACAGCCACAGGGCUUGUGUUGAUUUAUUUUGCUGUGAGAGAUGUUUUCUUUCUGCUCUCUCACACUCUCCAAGCGUCUGAUACAAACCCUGUCUUCAGCUGAUUGUGGUUGAACUAGAAGAUGAGUUAAAGAGUGGACUGGACAAAGAUAGUGAGGAUGAAGGCUGACGGUUUAUCACAACUAAGUUGACGUAAUCUCAAAGAGCCGCUGACUCACUCAGAAUAUUUAUGUAGCAUUUUCAUAUCUUCUCCUCUUCAUCUCAAUGUUUUCUUUCCCUUUUUUUGCCAAACAAAAUGGAAGAAAAGAAGAAACAAUCUCAUUUUAGUGAAGCGUCACUGUGUCUAGUUUGUCAUCUCAUGAAAUCUGAUCUUUUUUUAUCGAACACAAAUUUGGUAUUAGUCGACUCUGUUUUGUACUCAUUUGUAAGCUUUUACAGAGAAUUACAGAUGUUACGCAUGUUUUCUCUUUUUGCAAGAACUGAAUUUAUAUGGCUGACUAUGUUCUGUAGUGAUGCCUGAUUGCUCAAAUUAUAUUCUAAUCUUCAGAGUACACAAAUUUACUAUAUAACACAGAUAUAUGAAAACUGGAUAUGUUGGCUAUAGAUUUUUAACUAUAUAUUUUUUAUUUUAUUGUGCUGCACUUUUCUUGUGGUAUAUAACACAUUUUAGUUGCAGGUGGUUUCACCAGUGAAGGAGAUUGUGAAGUAUUUGGUUAAAAAAAAACAAAAAAGUUGUGCAAGUAGCAAGCGAGGCAUGGUGUCGGAGAAAGGUCAGGACCCAGAAAGUGAGUCGAAUGAAAAGAGGGAGUAGUCUUUCAUUGGUGUCACGCGUGAGAAAUGAUCUCUACUUCUCAACUCAACAAAACAGGAAGUGUAGUGUUGAAACGCCAAACUAUCUGCAGUCACCAGCUGAAAUGAGAAUCACGGGUUGUGGAGUGGUGACAUCUUUAGUUUGGUGUGUUUGUGUGUUUGUUUUUAAAGCCAUAUUGUAAUUUUUUUCCUCCAUUGUUUUAAAUGAUGAGACAAGGGUUGCGAUUAUGCCUGCUUGGGGCAUCAAGGACCCUCACAAGACCUCUGUUAAAUCACCCCAGUGACUGCAUCGACACCCCUCAGGCUCCCACAAACUUUAUUUUUUUCUCAGUAGCUACUUUCACAGUAGCUACGGUUCUUGCUUAAUUUGCCAUUUAUUUCCUCCUGGAACUGGAACAUAAUAAGGAGGUCAUAUGGACAUUUUUACUUUUAUUUGAUCGCUCUGCGAGCCCGAUCGUCAUUUCAGCUUCUAAAGCCUCCCCUCAUGUAAUUUCUCUAGUAAACACGAUCGUGUUGUAACUGUCAGAUGACCCGCAGUUGAACUGCAAAGCCAAAGUGUGAUGGGUUGCCACAUAUCCUCCCCCCCGCAGUUUAACCAGAUGUACCAAUAUCCCAGCUAGCAAUGUGAAGUAUUGGAUUUGGGGGGGAGGAAGGGAGGGAGGGUUUAGGGACACAUCUUUAGCUGUGUUAAACGAUAGCUUUUGGCUCUGGGCAAAGAGCUGAGGUCACACAACUGGAAGAUGGAGAAGGGAGGUGUGAGUUUGGAAAUGGAAGUGCAUAUGUGUGUGUAGUAGAGAGGGGCAGGGGGUAAGGACAACCUGACACUAACGCACCAUGUUUUUAUCACUCAGACUGUCUUCUUCUUUCAUACCAUCUCUCUUCCCGGAAAGUUCUUUUUAUUUUUCAUCCUCCAUUUGUAUCGCAGUACGUUUUUUUUUUCUUUUAGUUUGCAGAGAGCACUAGGCUUUUUUAUUAACCAUUUUAUGAGCAUAAAUUGCUCCCAGAUGAACUGAAUGUGCAUUGCAUCCUUUUUAUUUUCUCCUCUUCUGUUUCCGACUGUUUGCACCUUGCUUUACUAAUGCCUCUCUAUCCACCUUUUUUUCUGUUUUUUUUUUUUUUUUUUAAAGAGCGAGUUUUGCUUUGGCAUGCCAGAAUGAGCCAAGCUACUUUGUGACCUGUGAAAAUCCUAUAUAAAUGGUUAUCUAAUGGAGUUGCUUUUAGAUGUAUUGCUAAUCAGUGUAAAUUCACAAAUAAAACUGUAUUUUAAGAAA
Epinephelus fuscoguttatus (brown-marbled grouper) is the source of this 5306-nucleotide messenger RNA. RefSeq names its product adducin 3 (gamma) a (gene add3a). Gene Ontology annotation, biological process: barbed-end actin filament capping. The record is from RefSeq and is a predicted model, not a curated record. Gene Ontology annotation, cellular component: postsynaptic density; plasma membrane; cytoskeleton. Gene Ontology annotation, molecular function: actin filament binding. Bases 474 to 2552 code for a protein of 692 amino acids. Lineage: Eukaryota; Metazoa; Chordata; Actinopteri; Perciformes; Serranidae. The transcript is spliced from 16 exons.